UAUACGCAAAAUUUCAUCACCUUCAUUCCAUGGAUAAACGAUCCUCUUCCACGGCUUCCAUUCCCGAAAGGCUCCAAGGAAAAGUGGCCAUAAUCACCGGAGGCGCCAGCGGCAUCGGCGCCGCCACUGCCAAGCUCUUUGUCCAAAACGGCGCUAAAGUGAUUGUCGCUGACAUCAAAGACAGCCGCGGGCAAUCCCUCUGCAAAGCGCUGGGCACAAACGAUACCGUCUCCUAUGUACACUGCGACGUCACGAGUGAUUCCGACGUCAAAAACGCCGUUGACACAGCGGUGUCCAGGUACGGCAAGCUCGACAUCAUGUACAGUAACGCCGGCAUCCUGGGCGACUUGGAUCUCACAAUACAAGGCUGCAGCAACGAAACCUUCAGAAGGGUUUUCGAAGUUAACGUGUACGGGGCUUUCCUGGGGGCGAAGCAUGCGGCGAGAGUGAUGAUCCCAGCAAAAGCGGGAAUCAUUCUCUUCACGGCGAGCAUAGCUUCGGUGGUGGCCGGAGAGGCACCUCAUGCUUACGCAGCGUCGAAGCACGCCGUUGUUGGGCUUAUGAAGAAUCUAAGCGCGGAGCUGGGGCCAUACGGAAUAAGAGUGAACUGCAUCUCUCCGGGCGCCGUUUUGACUCCGUUCGCGAGCAAUUCGAUGAAGAUGGACAGCAGGUUGACGGAGAAAAUGGUGGGCAUGGUGAUGUCGAAGGGGAUGGUUCUUAUGGACCCUGAAGAGGUAGGGAACGCGGCGCUCUUUUUGAGCAGCGAUGAAUCCAAGUCAGUGAAUGGUUUGAACUUUGUGAUUGAGGGAGGAUUUAAUAAUGGGAAGGCCAGCAUGUCACUCCCUUCUGGGAUGAAAGAUCUGAUGAAGCUUUUCUACAAGAAAUGA
Molecule: messenger RNA, 887 nt
Organism: Neltuma alba
Lineage: Eukaryota; Viridiplantae; Streptophyta; Magnoliopsida; Fabales; Fabaceae
Product: secoisolariciresinol dehydrogenase-like
Exons: 2
Coding region: 30-887 (285 amino acids)
Source: RefSeq, a predicted model, not a curated record